CGGAGGGCGCGGGGCAGCCCUCCCCGAGCCAGGCUGGGGCUCGUCCACGUGUCGGGGAGAUUUAAAAAGUUGGGGCAGGGAGCAAGGACAUGCCCAGAAGAGCUGCUGGCAGAGCGGCGGCGCCGGGCACUCCGCGGGCAUGGGACACCUCUGCCACCAUCAGCCCGCCGCGGCCACCCCCCAGCGCAGCCUGAGGAAGGCAGGGGACGGCGCGGCUCUGCCCGGAUCCCCGCUUCUCCUCCUCUUCCUCCUCCUCGCCUCCUCGAUGUCUUAUUGCAAAGGUGCACCGAUGCCAUCUCAAGCAUUUGAGUCAGAUGAGGAUUUGCAGCUUUGGAAAGAGAUAGAUGAUGCAUGUUCUGCCUACCUGUCCACAAAUUCUGAGCCUCAGGUGUCCAGCACACUGGAAGAACUUUGUUUUUUGGUCAUGGGAUUUCUCCCAAAACCACAGGGUUUAGAUGAAAAAGACAACACCAAAAGGUUCUUAUUUCAUUAUUCUAAGACUCAUGACUCGGGCAACUCAGACAUCGUGUCGUCUGUCCUGCAUCCUUUACUGCAACUCGUUCCUCAGCUUAAUGAGAGAAGACUGAAGAGAUACAAAGUGGACGAGGAACUUCAAGGACCUGGAGGGAUUCAAAGCAGAGGCUACUUCUUCUACAGGCCACGUAAUGGAAGGAGAUCAGUGGAUUUUCGCUAAGGAGGAUUUUAGAUUCCUCACCUAGAGCUAAUACUGCAGGAAUGCUGAGUACAUGGACAUACUCUUUUCCUUACAAAAAUUAUUCGUUACUAAUGUACAAUUAAAAAUCAAAUGAAUGUAAAUGUUCUUAAACUAGAUUCUGUUUAGGAUUCAAAAGUUUCUUUACUUUCUUGAUUAUAUUAAAAGCAUAUUAAAAUUAUUUGUUUCCUAGUGUUAUGAUGUUUACAACCACAUGUAAUUCAGCUGUAAAAAGUCAGUGUGUGCAUGCAACAGACAUUUCC
This is a messenger RNA of Lepidothrix coronata (blue-crowned manakin), 975 nucleotides long. RefSeq names its product neuromedin U (gene NMU). Gene Ontology annotation, molecular function: neuromedin U receptor binding. The record is from RefSeq and is a predicted model, not a curated record. Bases 140 to 694 code for a protein of 184 amino acids. Gene Ontology annotation, biological process: regulation of smooth muscle contraction. NCBI's taxonomy places the organism in Eukaryota, Metazoa, Chordata, Aves, Passeriformes, Pipridae. The transcript is spliced from 10 exons.